AUGCCUCCGCUCCCGGAUGUCUUCGGAGAAUGGGACAGUGCGAUGCGCGCCGUCAUGAAGGAGCUUCAAACGGCGACAAAGACCAACUCGGAACCGCUGGAGACGAAUACCCUCUCCAGUAUCGUCAAAGGGUUUCAGACUUCGGCUUCGAUAUUUGCAGCGAAGACGGAUGAAGCUCGCAGGGCUCUGAUAGAAGCGCUUCAUCACGUUCCCCAAGCUCAUGUGAACCGCUUCCUGAGUCGUGUCUUGCCGCCACUCCCAGAAGUCUUCGGCGACCGGGACGCCGCAGUGCUCGCUGUUAUGGAAGAGCUUCAGACUAAGGUCAACGAUCGUGCUGCUCUUGUGCGGGACGGCGAUGAGUACGUGUGGACCUCCUUUCCCGAGGAACCAGAGAAGUCCAAUAGCCCCGAGCCCGUGGUGUUCGCGCAGUUAGAAGGUAUCGUUCGUGAUAUCUCAGAAGCCGUUUCGCGCCUCUACCCGACGGAUAAUCCCGCGCAAAGCUUUGUCUAUGUCAAUAAUCCCCACAGGACUCCUGUAAGCCAUCACCGCGGGGAGUUCAACAAGUCUCGCCCGGAUGGAUACUUCGUCAAUUGGUCCGGGCCCGAUGCUCCGCGUGAUCAUGUGAGCUGGUGCGACAUUGGCCCCCUGGGUGAAUUCAAGAAGAAAGACUCGCAAGACAACGUGGAUGACGACGCUCAUAAAGUCCUCUGGGGCUUGAACACCAUCAUGCGAGAGGAUCCUCGGCGUCGUGCGGCCUAUGGAUUCACCAUCGAGAAUACGAGUACUCGCUUUUGGUAUUGCGACCGUACCCAGAUAAUUGCCAGUCUGCAAUUUGACUUCUUCAAGGAGCCUGAAUAUCUCGUCACGUUCUUCCUAAAAAUGAUGUAUACCGAUGAGGCGUCCCUUGGAUGGGAUUCCACAAUCGUUCGUGUUCCGCCCGGCGAGUGCAACCGGCAAUUUGGAUGCCACUGGCAGUACGACAUCACCGUCCACAACCGCUUAGACAAUGGCAACAUCCAGAAGCUUGUUUAUAGGACUGAGGAGCUCAUCUCACAGAUGGCGGCAGACGGUAUAUAUGGGCGCGGAACACGGGUCUGGUCUGCUCGCCUCAAGACCGCUGACGGUAGCAAGUCGCCCCUCGUAGUCAUCAAAGACUACUGGGUUGACAUUGACCGCCAGCGAGAAGGAGCCAUCUCCCGGGACAUCCAAGUCGCUGCCACGAGGGAUCCCGAUGAGCUCAAGUUCUUACAGAAGCACCUUCCUACCGUUUACGCUCACGGAGACGUCCUUAUCGCUCAUUCGUCUGACGAAACACCUUCGCUGGACGAUAUCAUCAUUAGACACAAGGGGAUUACGGCAUCCAUCGACUUGAUCUCCGGGCUCGCUCGAUCUCGCGAACCAACACCUGACACUCCAAGUUCGCACUUGAGUCAGUCGUCUUUCGUUGAUCGUUUUCCUCGAAGGAUUGUCCAACUAGAUCCCAAGGCCCAUUACCGUAUCGUGUUCGAGGAAUUCGGCCGUCCUCUGCACGAUGAGAAGUCUCUCGCUGUCGCGUUUCGUGCCAUCCACGACGUGUUGCUGUGUCUAAUCAUCAUCAACAGUUUGGGCUGGGUCCAUCGUGAUAUCAGCAGUGGCAAUAUUCUGGUGUUCGAGGAGCGUGGGUUGCUAACCGGCACCCAGUAUUUCAUGUCGGUGGAGGCUGAUGCUCAUCGGUAUCUUUUCCAAGGUGCACCAGAAUCACAAACUGCUCCUUCCAGUAGAGGAAGCGAAGCGGGCGGCUCGCUUUUCAAACUCGCCAAGUCCGUCUCGUUGAAAUCUCCCACGAUCCCGAACAAGCCCGCGAUUCCUUUCCGUUACCACCCCUUGAACGAUUGGGAAUCGCUUUACUGGGUGUCCGUGUACAUGGUCGUCGGCAGGAUCGUACAGGCAAGUGGAAGUCGUUCUCAACAGCCGUUCGACAAACUCGAGAAGCAACGUGAGCUUGCACGGAUUCUCUUCUACAACCCUACGGAACGCCUAUGGAUGUUCUUGGAGGUGCAGAAGACGGGUAUCAUCGAAGCGAAACUCUUGGAUUGUCUUCACGGCGACCUGGUCCCCAUCGCGGAGGAACUGUCGGAUAUCAGAUUCUUGUUGCGCAGUGCUUACCGGAAGGUUGAAGCAGAUCCCGAUCAGCAUCCUGACGGGGGAAAAUCCCUUGCCAUCGUCGCGGCAACAAUCCCUCAUAAAUACCACAACAUUUGCGAGUACUUGAAGACCGAGGAUAAGCGUGACCUUACUGUCGCGCACUUCCCGCCUCGAGGAGAUCUAGAAGCUAUCUAG
Molecule: messenger RNA, 2319 nt
Organism: Phanerochaete carnosa HHB-10118-sp
Lineage: Eukaryota; Fungi; Basidiomycota; Agaricomycetes; Polyporales; Phanerochaetaceae
Exons: 7
Coding region: 1-2319 (772 amino acids)
Source: RefSeq, a predicted model, not a curated record